Messenger RNA from Anthostomella pinea, 1539 nucleotides. The record is from the annotation of a GenBank genome assembly. NCBI's taxonomy places the organism in Eukaryota, Fungi, Ascomycota, Sordariomycetes, Xylariales, Xylariaceae.
AUGGUCGUCCUAGCCGCAUCCAUAUGCACCCGUGGAGGGAAAGCUGUCCUCUCGAGACAGUUUCGCGAGAUGCCCAGAUCGCGAAUCGAAGCCCUACUCGCCUCCUUCCCGAAGCUCGCCGAUUCUAGCACCCAGCACACCACAGUCGAGCAGGACAACGUCCGCUUCGUCUACCAGCCCCUCGACGAGCUCUACAUGGUCCUGAUCACCAACCGUCAGUCCAACAUCCUACAGGACAUCGACUCCCUCCACCUGUUCGCCCAAGUCGUCUCGAGUACGUGCAGGACAUUGGACGAGCGAGAGAUCGUGAAGAAUGCGUACGAACUGCUCAGCGCUUUUGACGAGCUGGUUACGCUCGGCUACCGAGAGAACUUGACCCUCAGCCAGAUCAAGACUUUCUUGGAGAUGGAAAGUCAUGAGGAGCGGAUUCAAGAGAUCAUUGCACGAAACAAAGAGUUGGAGGCCACCGAGGAACGUAAGAGGAAGGCCAAGCAGCUCGAGAUGCAGCGCAAGGAAUCCGCACGAAACGUUCGCCCCGGCGCUCCACGGACGCCCGUAUAUCCUACAUACACGCCGCCUAGCCGCCGGACUCCUGUGGAAAGCUAUGACUCCUACGAAGCCGAAAAGAACAAGUCUUACAAGCCUACAGCGAUGAAGGGCAAGGGAAUGCAGCUAGGCAAGAAGUCCAAAACUACGGACAUGUUCGAGCGUGUGCGGGGAGACAUGGGUGCUGAAGUCGACGAUUCGCCUCUCGUGCCAGCCGCUCCUGCACCUGUUGCUGAAACCGCAGCGCCGCGGAUGUCAUCUACUUUGGAUCGCGAUGCGAUACAUAUUACUGUCAAUGAGUCGAUUGGAGCGAAGUUGUCCCGGGAAGGCACAAUGAACUCUCUGACCGUCAGCGGUGAUCUCAGCCUACGGAUCUCGGACCCGAGUUUGACCAAGAUCAAACUUGAUCUCUCGGCAAAUGCGUCGCACGGUUGCCAGUUCCGCACUCACCCGAACGUUGACCGUGGGCUCUUCACCAGCUCCAAGACCAUCCAGAUGAGCAAUGCUGCUCGCGGGUUCCCUGUCAACAACUCUGUCGGUGUGUUGAGAUGGCGAGCCACCCCAAAGGCGGAUGAUACCAGUGCUCUACCCAUCAGUUUCACUGUUUGGGUGAACAAGGGCUCCGGCAACAAUUACACAAUGACGGUUGAAUACGAGCUUACAGGAGGUGACGUGCUCAAGGAUGUGUCUGUUGUGAUCCCCUACGCCACAAGCGAGCCCUCGGUUUCCAGCUUUGACGCUACCUAUGAAGUAUCAGGGGAUAGUCUCGAGUGGGCGAUUGGAACUGUCAGCGACGACAACGCGAAUGGCUCAUUCGAAUUCGAUGCCCAGGCAGAUGACGAAAACGAGUUCUUCCCUAUGCAAGUGCGAUUCUCCAAAUCGUCGCCAUUCAUCGAUGUUGAUGUCACAUCGGUCUCACUGUUAGAAGAGAACGAAGAAGUCACAUUCUCAAAGGACAUCAAGUCAGUGGCUGAUAACUAUAUUGUCGAGUAG